AUGUCGGAGUGGGCCGAGGACUGCACUACGUUUGUGCCCUCUACAUACCCUUCGGGAUUCUUCACGGCUGGACAGUCUAUGUUAGACCGACCGGUUGGGAGUUUAAGCUAUAAGCCCGCCGGGCUCGGUGUGAUAGAGACUCUAGAGCUCGAUUUCGAAAAUGGAGCCGGCCUCGCAUCCAACUGUCCAGUCAACUCGACCGGGUAUGGCAUUGGUGAGGUGAAUGUGGUCCGUGACGAGUGUUCCUGCGAGUCCGGCGAGAAAGUCAUGGCACUCCACAAGAGCGGUAGAUUGAGAGCAAAUCCAACCCCAUGGACGCCCGCAGGCUAG
Messenger RNA from Puccinia graminis f. sp. tritici CRL 75-36-700-3, 330 nucleotides. RefSeq lists its product as uncharacterized. Bases 1 to 330 code for a protein of 109 amino acids. The record is from RefSeq and is a predicted model, not a curated record. The transcript has 2 exons. NCBI's taxonomy places the organism in Eukaryota, Fungi, Basidiomycota, Pucciniomycetes, Pucciniales, Pucciniaceae.